This is a messenger RNA of Pocillopora damicornis (cauliflower coral), 2096 nucleotides long. RefSeq lists its product as uncharacterized. Lineage: Eukaryota; Metazoa; Cnidaria; Anthozoa; Scleractinia; Pocilloporidae. Gene Ontology annotation, cellular component: protein-containing complex; plasma membrane. The record is from RefSeq and is a predicted model, not a curated record. Gene Ontology annotation, molecular function: carbohydrate binding; protein binding; calcium ion binding. Gene Ontology annotation, biological process: heterophilic cell-cell adhesion; establishment or maintenance of epithelial cell apical/basal polarity.
AUAUUAACCAGACUGGCUUCAGAGCAUGCGUGAAGGAGUUAUUUGUGAACCAGCGUGAUCCUCUCUCAGUUUCGUAUGCAGUUAUGCCAGAUGUGUGUGAGCCAGGUUGGAGUUUCUACAAUGGUUCAUGUUACUACACUAGUGAUACUUGUAAGACAUGGUCCAAAGCCAGUGCAAUCUGCAGAGGCAUGGGUGCUAACUUGCCCGCUAUCGAAAGUCAGGAGGAAAAUGUCUAUAUUCAACACAGACACAAUGGCGACAAGGCCUGGAUCGGUUUGAAUGACAUUGCUACAGAGGGAUUGUUCACUUGGGUGGAUGGGUGUCCAGAUAAGUUCCGUUACUGGGCGGAGAGUCAACCUAAUGACUUUCAGGGGGAGGACUGCGUACACACUCUUGGUCCCAGUCAUGGAUACAUGUGGAAUGACGUGGAUUGCUCGACUUGUCACCAAUAUACAUGUAAAAAAGAUUAUGAUGAAUGCAGCAGCUCGCCAUGUUUGAAUGGUGGAACUUGCGUUAACAAGAAGAGAAAUUUUACCUGUAUCUGCCCUCGCACUCACAAAGGAAGAUCAUGUGAUGAGUUUGACGAAUGUUCCAGUAGUCCCUGUCUAAACGGUGGAACCUGCACUGACGGGAUUAACAAUUACACGUGUUCCUGUCCUUCUCCGUUUUUCGGACGUCGAUGUCAGGAAACGGAUGAAUGUAAGUCCAAUCCAUGUCUCAACGGUGGAACAUGUGUGGAUGGAGUUUACAACUUUACUUGUGUUUGCCCAAGCAUGUUCAAUGGAUGGCGUUGUGAAGCUGUUACAGGAACAUCGUGCAAAAUUCUCCUGGAUGCUGGUUAUACCUCAAGUGGAUCGUACUCUUUGAAAGUCAAUAGCAAUUCUUUUCAGGUAUAUUGUGACAUGUCCAACAGUGGCGGUUGGACGCUCAUCUCACGUUUCUCUAAUGCUGAUAGCAAAAACUGGAUGCAAUACAGCGGGAACUGGUGGUAUGACCGCACAUCUUCUUACGGCAGCGUUACCAGCACUUCAAGUAACUACGACAUGAUAUCACCCGCAUUCUGGCUGGUCAAAGGCAAUUAUAUCAAAAUAACCCGAAGUGAUGACAGCUCCAACACAGCCUUGUUACAAACCAGCAGCUGCUCUGGAGGCAAAACCUUCAGAAGCUUCCUAACAAGUUACGGUAACUUCAGAAAUGGUGCUGUCUGGAACAGCAAUGCGUGUCGCAGAAGAUGCUAUAUCUCCAAUUAUGGUGGCAGCUAUUCAUCUACAGUGGGCUUCAGUCAAACGCGCUGCAGCAGCAAUCUUCAAAGUAGUCGUUACUUGGGAUUCUGGUGUGACUGGAGUAGUGGUGAUGGAGCUGUAAUGAUGAUCGGUGGAGGAGGAAAUUAUUGCAAAAGGGCAGAUCAUGGGAUUGGUAUCACAGAAGAGGGUAAUGCGAGGUUCAACAGAUACCCGGGAGGCUGCGAAAGAGACUUUGGUGAUGACUGCAACUACUCCAACAGCUACUCCCUCAAUCUGUGGAUUAAGUAGCUUGAUCGUUACGCUCGUCUUUGUAAGAAUCAGAACGGAAUAGUGAUUUAGAGAUAACAUUAAUUGAAAAGCUUUUGAAUAGGUUGUUCUUUUAUUAACCCAGACUCGGAAUAAAGAGUUAUCACGAUCGUGAAAUUGGAAUUUGUCAGAAAAGGCGGCACUCUGCAAAACGUGAUGGACAAGUUAGUCUUAAAAAAUCUAAUUCCCCAUUCACACCAGCAAAAUAUAUUUCGUCAAACCAAGUUUAGCUACAUGAAAUCAGAAUCAGAGAACUGGAAAACUCAGUGAAUUUUCCAUAGGAUUCAUGUAGUCACAAAUUUUGAAGUCGACUAACAUUGGUUUACGCAGGUUCUAUGAAGAGGACAGUUUAAAACCAUUUUUGACCAAACAGCUUUAAAACAUGUUUAAGCGUUAGCGUGAAUGGGGUAAAAGACUUUAACCUUUGUAAUUACCAAGAUUGCUUUGAAGUUAUUUUGAUUUAUAAAGUAGAAUCACUUUUCCGUUAAAAGAAUCUAAUGCAAAUGUGACACCAAAAUGAGCUGAAUAAACUUUUUCCACAUUUCA